UUGUCUAUAAAGUUAAUAUGUAAUUUUUUGAAAAAAUUAAAUGACUCUUUCAAACUUGCCUCAUACCGUUCAUGAGACCAACAUCAUUUGCCAUGUUAGUAGGUAUAAGUGAACUAAAUGACAUGAACUAUAUUUCAGACCUGUAGUUUGUUCCCAAGGGCUAAAUUGAUACAAUGUUCCAUUUUUCAUCUUGUUUCUGUUCACUUUCUCUUGGCAACAUUUCAAAAUGAAUCCAAAUUUGGUAAUACAAGUCACGUGAGAGUAAACUGUCCUGUAAUUGGUCAAAGCACAGACGCUUCCAGGAUUCUGGAAUAGAAAAAACCCUCAAAAGUAAAAACGUCUGUCAGAAAAACACACUGGAAUGUUGCUUUCUGAGAAAAAUGCACAAAACUUCUACCCAUCUUAGCCAUUUUUUUGUCAACCGUUGUGAUGACACACACUGCCUCGAAUCAAAUGAUAGAUGCAACACUUGGUAUCUGUUGGUUCUGGCUACAUUUUUCGUUUAGCUGUGGUGUUGUCGUCGACGUGUGAGAGGCGCAGCAGAAAUAACAGUGAGCCCUUUGUCAUCCUGACCGUUAUCAAACUGAAGCAUCUGCAUGCUGAACUUCCUCCUGCAGAUGACCACAAAAAACACACACACGGUCACUAACAUGCAUGCAGCAUAAAGGCGCAGUAUGUGCAGUGGCCUUGGGAAAAACACGCUAAUUUCCGCAUCAAUCCUGUAGGAAAUUAACUUUUUGAGGAUGAACAAAUGAUGGCAGUCAUACAUUACCCCAGUCUAAGUCAGUACACUCAAAUGUGCUGUGUUAUUGUUGAGAGCUUCUGUGUAACAUGAAUCUGAGAGUUUAAUCCAUGCAGGACAGAUAUUGCCCUUGGUCACCCGUUUUCUGGCUUCAUAUGCCACAAUGUACUCUAUGCCACAUUUUGACUUUGCACUCUGCAUGUUCCAAUCGCCUGAAUGUGCAGCCAAAUAUAGACAUGAUCAAUUCAAAUACAGAGACAUAUUACUGCCCUAGAAGCAUACGGAGCAUACAAGUAUGGUUGCCGCAGCGCCUCAUCAAGUAAAUCAAACCAUCAGCAUAGCAUGUUGCUUAUAGCUUUGUAGUCCGGUCAAGGGCGUUAAAGGGCGUUGCAUAAAGGGCGUUGAAACUCUGUUUCUGCUUUUGCCCACUGGAUACUUUGCUGCUUCAAAAAGAUUUGAUUAUUUUAAGUAGGACAAUAUGUUCUGAAUCAUACACUGCAGAAUACUAUAGCCCAGUUUCACAGACAAGACUUAGCUUUAGCCAGGAGUCAGGACCAGUGGCGGCCGGUCAAUAGGGGGCGCUGCCCCCUUAAAGUUAUCCAGAAAAGAAAGCUACUUUAAUAUGCCAACAAUAAGUUUAAUAUAUAUCGCAAAUUAAUAACGUAAUAAAAUAAUUUAGUCGUACUAUUCCACCGUUAGUCAUAUUAUCAUUUAUUAAAAAAUCAAAAAAUCAAAAUUGUAUUUUGUUCAUACGUGUGCGGGGCGCCGGACAAACGAGUGUGCAUGUAGGCACGAACAUUUUUGAAAAGCAUGUGAUUUGAGGCUGAGCUCUAAUUGGCUUGUUUCAAAUCGUCCUUGGGGCGCAGCACUCUGCGCCCCAAACCCUCCCACUUUUGUUGUAAGCGAAUCAAUAUUGUUUUUAUAUUUUUGGCCUCAUGUGAUUGGACCGUUCUUAAGGCCUCUCAUUACCGCUCAGCAGAUUGUCAUUUGACUGACAGGUACUGAUUAACGUGGAAGCAAGCGAAAUUAUCUCGAGAUGAAAGAAAAUUCGGUUUUAUCUUUACAAGAAUACCCGUUCCAAAGGCGUUCAGAUGAAGAAAAAAAACGGAUCAAGGAGCUUGGACCAGAUCGACCCAACUUGCAAAUUCAGCAGCAGUCAAGUGAUCGCGGUGCACUUCUUAUGGAAAACGGAGUUGGCUAGCUGGAUGCGAUGUAAGUCAUGCCUUUUAUUGUUUUCCCUGUUUGCUGUUUCAAAGUCUUGGCACCAAAACGUUGUGGACAACAACAGGGGUUUGCGAUUUAAAACAUCUCUCUGAUAAGUGCAAGCGACAUGAAAGUAGCCGCAGCCAUCUUGACAACGCUAUGAGGCUCCAGUUUUUUGGGAAGCUUAGCAUUGCUGAACAGCUAGAUGAAGGCUACAGGAUUGGCAUUAGAAGGCACAAUGAAGAGGUCACAAAAAAUCGACACAUCCUGUCUAGAAUAAUAGACUGUGUAAAAUUUUGUGGCGCAUUUGAGCUGGCUUUGCGUGGCCACAAUGAGAGCGAGAGCUCAGAUAACCCCGGGAUAUUCCGUGGCUUGGUCGACUUUGUUGCUUCUCUUGAUGGAGUUUUGAAAGAGCACCUCGAGAAUGCCUCUGUGUUUAAGGGAACUUCGAAAACCGUGCAGAACGAGCUGUUGGACUGUAUGUUGUCUGUUAUGAGGGAACACAUAAUCCAAGAAGCACAAAACAGCGAUUUUCUAUCAAUCCAGGCCGACGAGACCACCGAUAUUGCCACACAGUGCCAACUUGUGCUUGUGCUGCGCUACAUUGAUGGCAAAAGCAACGUACAGGAGAGGUUUUUUGCUUUUAUUCAUCUGCAUUCAACUACAGCUGAUUCCAUCGCUACAGCACUAAAAGAGCAUCUUACUGUCAUCCUUCCAGAGGAUCAGAAGAGUAAACUCAUCUCCCAAGCGUAUGAUGGAGCCAGCGUGAUGAGAGGUGCCACUGCAGGUGUUCAAAGGAAGAUUCAAGAUGUGUACCCAAAUGCCCAUUACAUCCACUGCUAUGCUCAUCAGCUCAAUCUAAUAAUGCAAAAGGCCACUUCUCACAUACCCAAAGUUAGAAUUUUUUUUUCUAACCUUGGAGGAUUUGCCAGCUUUUUUUCAAGAUCACCCAAGCGCACAGAUGUUCUUGAUAAAGUAGUUGCCCAUAGACUACCAACAUCAAGCAGUGUUAGAUGGAACUUCCACAGCCGUGCCAUCAAUACAGUGUUUGAGCACAGAGAGGGCCUCAUUCGCUGUUUUGAAACUAUUCGAGACUCAGGUGACUUUGACCCUGUUACCACCAGAGAGGCAGGAGGCUUUGCCAUGCUGCUGGAGGAUCAGGAUUUUAAUUUUUUUCUGCAACUUUUCCACAACAUCAUGCCACACGUGGACAUCCUCUAUGCCAAACUCCAGAAGAAGGACAUAGAUUCAGUCCACAUUAAGGGGAGCAUCCAGCAGUUCCAGCAGGACAUACAGAAGAUCAGAAAUUCUCUCCAUUCUCUGGUUAACCAAAGCAGUGAAGGAGCUUCUCAACCAAAGAGGCGGCGGUUGCUUAGUCCAGACGUCCAUGAACGGAUUGCAACAGAGGUCUGUGACACCAUACUCCAACACACCAUGGAACGGUUCUGCUUCACAAGCCACCUCGUUAGUGCCACCCUGCUGCAAGCAGACAGGUUUGAACAGUACACAGUGGCGUUUCCUGAAGAUGCACUGAGUAGGACUUUGAAGGCCUAUCCAGUGCUCAAUGGGAGUAAGCUAAAGACAGAGCUUAGUCUCAUCUACUGCAAGGAAGAGUUCAGAACCUGUUGUGGUGCUGUGGACCUACUGCAGCUGUUUAAGGAGAACAAUCUUGAAGAAGUCUUUUCAGAGACUGUCACUCUCCUAAAGAUCCUCAUCACCACACCCAUGACCACAGCAGAGGCUGAGAGGUGUUUCUCAACUUUGAAAAGAGUUAAGACUUUUCUGAGAAAUAGCAUGACCCAGGAGAGACUAAAUGCAUUGGCCAUGCUGUCAAUGGAGAAGAGAAUGGUGACUGAGAUCAUUGACUUUAACCAGAAGGUCAUUGAGAAAUUUGCAAGUCAGAAAGAAAGGAGAGCAAAAUUUAUUUUCAAAUAGUGUUAAUGGCCAAUGAUUAGGUAACUAUAGUGUGUUGUGUUUUUUUUAAUGAUUACCUUGAUUACUUCAUUACUGAUAAUAAACCCACAUUCAAUUCAAAUUCACUGAUUCAUAGUACAUUUAUUUGCAUGUAUUAACAUUGACUGUAAUAA
This is a messenger RNA of Triplophysa rosa, 4032 nucleotides long. RefSeq names its product zinc finger MYM-type protein 1-like. The record is from RefSeq and is a predicted model, not a curated record. The transcript has 3 exons. Lineage: Eukaryota; Metazoa; Chordata; Actinopteri; Cypriniformes; Nemacheilidae. Gene Ontology annotation, molecular function: protein dimerization activity. The coding region runs from base 2105 to 3880 and encodes 591 amino acids.